Lottia gigantea (owl limpet) is the source of this 3063-nucleotide messenger RNA. RefSeq lists its product as hypothetical. Gene Ontology annotation, biological process: protein localization to plasma membrane. The record is from RefSeq and is a predicted model, not a curated record. Lineage: Eukaryota; Metazoa; Mollusca; Gastropoda; Lottiidae. The transcript is spliced from 5 exons. Gene Ontology annotation, cellular component: apical plasma membrane. Bases 1 to 531 code for a protein of 176 amino acids. Gene Ontology annotation, molecular function: protein binding; protein-membrane adaptor activity.
AUGCCUGCUCAAGAACCAGAAACCAUAACGGAAGAGGAACGUGAAACGACCGUGAUCGCUCCAGUUAAUAAUAAUAACGAGGAUGACGAACACCGACCACGAUUAUGUCACAUUAGAAAAUGGCAUGAUUUCCAAGGUUACGGAUUUAACCUUCACGCCGAGAAAAAUAAACCUGGCCAGUAUAUCGGGAAAGUUGACGACGAUUCUCCAGCCGAAUCAGCAGGGUUAAAAGAAAAUGAUCGAAUUAUCGAAGUUAAUGGCGAUAAUGUCGAACAAGAACAACAUCAAAAUGUCAUCGGCAAGAUCAAAUCUGGUGGAGAAGAAACAAAAUUAUUGGUUGUCGACCCAAAAACAGAUGCUAUUUUGCCGUCAGAGCCUGCUCCGGUUCAUGUCAGUGACGAAACAGAUGGCCGUCCGGCUGGUAUGUCUGCUAAAGAAUAUUUAGAAUCAUUGAAAAAGAAGAAAAGAGCCGACCCCCGCAAUCAGAGGAUGGACUUCAAACAAAAACAUGAUUUAUUCCAAAAAAUGUGAUUUCAUUAUUCUGUAUGAACUAACAAUAUUCUGUACAACAUUACAUUCAACAGUCUCUUAGAGAAAAUACGUUCAGAAAAAUUGGCAUUGUAGGGCACUGGUUUGAAUCUAAGAGAAGUACAAUUAAGGGAAUUGAGGAGUUUUUUUUGGAAGAGAGGGUUGGUUUAAUAAUGAUCACUCCUACAAAACAGCAAAUGUUGUAAUCUUGUAUUCAGAUUUAAAUCUGCUUUGACUGGCUAAAUUCCCAACAUCAAAAACCCUCCAGUGUGAAAAAAACAUCAACUAACAGAGUCUCUGCUCAAAAAACUUGAUGCCAAUUUUUCUGAUGCUAUUUUCUCUGUGAAACUGUAUAAUUUUACCAAUUAAUAAAUGCAUAACUUUAUUUUUCUUUUUCUAUGAAUUAUUUCAUUUUUUAAUUUUUCCAAUCAAUUUUUUUUUUCAUGAUGUAAUUAUGUUUUUUAUUAUAUGAAUUAAUAAUUUGCCCUGACGAGGUCGACAUGACCUUGACAUUUUCUGCUGAUUUUGUAGUCUUGAUAUUAUUAUCUAUCCUAUAAUAUGCGAUAUUUUUGCUCUUUUUGGCUCGAGACCAUAUUUUGUUAUAACGCUCAAGUGUAUUGUAAUUUUUUUCUCAAUUUUUGAUUUUCUAUAUAUUUAUAAGAUAAAUACUAUAUCUACAAAUUAAGUGCUUGACAUAAAUAAUAAGAUUUUUUAUAGAAAUGUUAUAUUGAAAUAGUUUAUUGUCUAAAAAUUCUACGCAGGCUUUCAAUUGUUUUAUUGGCAAAAUCCGCCUAAAUUAUUUUCUAAUUGUAUUUUAACUACAAUAUACAGCUCAAUUUUGGCUGGAUUUGCCUUUGAAUAUCUUGUAUAGCUUUUAUUUAUUGAAUUUGAAUAAUGCUUUGAUGAAAUUUGAUUGGCCAUUGGUUCAACCAAUCAAAUGUCUUGAUUGAUAUUUGAAUAAUGCCUUUGAUGAAAUUUGAUUGACCAUUUAAUAUUGGUUCAACCAAUCAAAUGUCUUGAUUGAUGUUUGAAUAAUGCUUUGAUGAAAUUUGAUUGGCCUCCACCAAUGAAAUCUAUUGAUUGAUAUUUAAAUAAUGCCUUUGAUUGAUUUGAUGAUCUGAUUGGUUGGUUUAAAUGUAUUAACCAAUCAGAUUUAUUGAUUAAAAUUUAAAUUUAGAAAAUUAAUUGUAUAUAUAUAUAUUGUAGCAACAAUAUAAUAUGAAGUAGAAUGAUGCUUUUUUUUUUCACAUUUUGCACACGUCACCAUGUUUGCCUGAAAAUAGUUACAGAACAAUGCCUAGAUGGAAGUAUUUCGGUAUGAAUUUAACUUAGGCCUAUAGAUAGUAGAAGAGCCAGAGAAAGGAUUGACUUCAUUAAAGGGAUACUGUCUUCUAGAUAUUUGCUUGGAUAUCUCCUCCACUCUCUGAUAGUUUAGCAAUGUUUGAAGUCUGCGUUAUCAGGAAGUGAAUGUUAACUUGUCAUAUACCAACCAAUCAGCGAUGUAUAGGAUGAAGUCUAAUGUCUCAUUUGUAAUCUCCUUGGCUUUGAUAGUUGUAAAAUUCAGCUGCUCGUAGCAAUGUUCAAGUCUUAACUGGAAGGGGAUGUUAACUUGUCAUCUACCAACCAAUCAGUGAUGUAUAGGUUGAAUAUCUAAAGUCUCAUUGGUAAUUCUGAAAUAUGUUACAUACGGCUGAAUUUCAAUACCAUCAACUUUAAAAGGAAUAUUUAGAGUUUAGCAUCCCUAUAAUUAAACAAUCCUCAUUAAUUAUGCCCCACCCCUAUUUUUUUAAUAAUUAUUUUCACUUGAUAGUAUUAGAUAUUUCCUGAUCCUGGGUUUUUUUUAUAUUUUUGCUGAGAUUUCAGUUUUACUUGGAUGGAUUAUUGCCCUUGCUUUAUGUUGCUCACUGAACACCAUGCCAUAUUUGUCAAAAGAACAUGUUUUCAAGGCACUUUGUGUUAUUUUGGUACUUAAAUAUUUAAUUGAGCUUUACACAUUAUAAUGGCUUGAACUUUGACAUUCCCUUAUAAGGACAUCAAGAAUGUAUAUAUUUAUCUUACGGUUUAACUUGUCUAAUAAGACCAUUUGGCUUUUAUACUGAGUUAACUGUAAUACUACAUUUGUCCUAUUGCAGGGUUGUACUGUACAUGUUUGUUGUAAAAUUAAAUGAAUUGUUUGGCUUUUACUGUUAAAAAAAGAAGUUUUUCUAUGGUUUUUCUGUAGGCACAAGGAGUCUUCACUUAUCUGAAAAAUGAUAGAAAAUCUGCCUUUUCUUGAAAUUAUUUGCUUUUCUUGAUGUGAAUGUAAAUAGCUAAUGUGAACUAGAAGAAAUUCAGAAAUUUUUAAAACCUUAACAUAAAACUUAUUUCUUAUAACAGUUCAAAAUUCGAAUUAUUUAUAGUAACAUAUUUAAAAUUAAUCGUCCAAUGAAAUCGCUCGGAUUGCUCACUGUAUAUUUAAUUACCCAUAAUUCCAGGAUUGAAUAUAUAUACAUAUAUAAUAUCAUAUAUUUUGUUACAAAAUAAAAAACUAAAAUU